UUUGCACGUCCCCUCCUUCGUCCGUCGACACCCGUCACGCCUAUACCCGUGCAAGAACCCACCCCCACCCCUCAACGUACCUAAUAACACGAUGAUGUUCGGAAAGCUCUUCGCCUUCGCCGCGUCCGCCGCGCUCGCGCUCGCCGCGCCCGCCUCGUUCAUCCCCAUCGCGGACGACAUCAUCCUGUGGUCCGCGGACAUCCAGUCGCCGAACGUGUUCUCCGUCUGGCCCGUCGGCUCGACGCAGACCAUCAAGUGGGACCCGAGCCAGGUGCCCCAGACCGCCGCGAACCACACCGGCAUCGUCCUCCUGGGCUACUACGAGGACGACAGCGAGAACCUCGAUACCCAGACCCCGCUCGUGGCGGGCUUCCAGAUCGCGGACGGCCAGGUGGACAUCACCGUGCCGAACGUGACGGAGAGGAACGACUACAUCGUCGUGUUGUUCGGCAACUCGGGCAACGCCUCGCCCACGUUCACCAUCAAGCAGUAAAAAGUCCCUUCAUCCCUUGCGAGCCCCGCGAGCCCGCACCUACUAGCUUGACCCACGCAGCGGACCCCUACACACCUUACGGACGGACUAUCACCCCUACUAGCAUUACCACACC
Messenger RNA from Rhodofomes roseus, 608 nucleotides. RefSeq lists its product as uncharacterized. The record is from RefSeq and is a predicted model, not a curated record. NCBI's taxonomy places the organism in Eukaryota, Fungi, Basidiomycota, Agaricomycetes, Polyporales, Fomitopsidaceae. The transcript has 3 exons. The coding region runs from base 92 to 493 and encodes 133 amino acids.